Molecule: messenger RNA, 2003 nt
Organism: Scleropages formosus (Asian bonytongue)
Lineage: Eukaryota; Metazoa; Chordata; Actinopteri; Osteoglossiformes; Osteoglossidae
Gene: gnal2
Product: guanine nucleotide binding protein (G protein), alpha activating activity polypeptide, olfactory type 2
Exons: 12
Coding region: 296-1768 (490 amino acids)
Biological process (GO): sensory perception of chemical stimulus; adenylate cyclase-activating dopamine receptor signaling pathway
Cellular component (GO): heterotrimeric G-protein complex; cytoplasm
Molecular function (GO): GTPase activity; G-protein beta/gamma-subunit complex binding; G protein-coupled receptor binding
Source: RefSeq, a predicted model, not a curated record
GCGACAGCGGAACCCGAGCCCACCGAGCUACCGUGCGCCUGCGUGACCGACGACCGAGGGGGACGAUGCAAGAUGGCAUGCAGCAAACGUGGGCGCGCGAUUCUCUCACUUUUCCCACCCGCGUUGGGAUUUAGAGCCCACUUUUGGAGCCACGGCGUGACGAUGACGCGCUGAGUCUGGUGCAGAAGAGACGGUGAACCUUUGGAAUUUUAUAUUGUUUUUUUUUUUUAAUUUAUAUAAAGAAAUUUUGUAAUAUAGACACAGAUAAUAUAGACGGGAGAGGAUUUAUAUUAGCAUGGGGCUGUGCUACAGUCUGCGCCCCCGGCUCUUCGGUGAGCUCAGCGGCUCCAUCUCCAACGCCGCCUCGGACUGCGAGCCGCCGCCGGACGCGGCCGUGCCGCUGCGCGCGACUGGCCCGCGCCAGGAGGACGCGGUCGUGGGACGCUGCGAGAGCGCGCCUCUGCGCGACGGCCAGCUCCGGCGCGGCGACGCGGGCACGGGCGCGGACGGCGCGCUGAUUCAGAACGGCGGCGGUGGCGGCGGGGGAGGCAAGGGGGGCGCGGGAACGGCCGCGGGCGCGGGAGCAGAGCGCGGCCGGCGCCUGCAGCUCCUGAAGAACAGCGCCCAGAAGCAGAAGAACUGGGACAAGCUGCUGGUGGAGGAGAAGGAGGCCGAGAAGGAGGCCAAGAAAGUCAGUAAGAACAUCGACCGAGCGCUGAAGGAGCUCAAGCGGGAGUACAAACAGACCCACCGGCUGCUGCUGCUCGGGGCCGGGGAGUCCGGAAAAAGCACCAUUGUGAAGCAAAUGCGAAUCCUGCACGUCAACGGCUUCAAUGCAGAAGAAAAGAAACAGAAAAUCUUGGACAUUCGAAAAAAUGUGAAGGAUGCCAUAGUGACUAUAGUUUCAGCUAUGAGCACUUUAAUACCGCCAGUCCCACUAGCGAAUCCCGAGGACCAGUUCAGAGUUGACUACAUCAAAAGUAUAGCACCUCUAUCUGACUUCGACUACACACAGGAGUUCUUUGACCAUGCAAAGAAGCUGUGGGAUGAUGAAGGGGUGAAGGCUUGCUUUGAGAGGUCCAACGAGUACCAGCUCAUCGACUGUGCACAGUACUUCCUGGACAGGAUUGACUCAGUACGACAGAAUGACUACACACCAACAGACCAGGACCUGCUGCGUUGCAGGGUUUUGACAUCAGGGAUUUUUGAAACUCGAUUUCAAGUAGACAAAGUCAACUUUCACAUGUUCGACGUGGGUGGCCAGAGAGACGAAAGGAGGAAAUGGAUCCAGUGCUUUAAUGACGUCACUGCAAUUAUCUUCGUUGUUGCAAGUAGCAGCUACAACAUGGUAAUAAGGGAAGACAACAAUACAAACAGGCUACGGGAAGCACUAGACCUCUUCCGAAGUAUCUGGAACAACAGGUGGUUGCGGACCAUUUCAGUCAUCCUGUUCCUAAAUAAACAGGACAUGUUGGCAGAGAAGGUGCUUGCAGGAAAGUCCAAAAUCGAAGAUUACUUCCCUGAAUAUACUCGCUACACCAUACCAAAUGAAGCAACUCCUGAUCCUGGUGAAGACCCAAGAGUGACAAGAGCCAAGUUUUUCAUCCGAGACGAGUUCCUGAGGAUCAGCACAGCCAGCGGUGAUGGCCGACAUUACUGCUACCCGCAUUUCACCUGUGCUGUGGACACGGAGAACAUCCGCCGUGUGUUCAACGACUGCCGCGACAUCAUCCAGAGAAUGCACCUGCGCCAGUAUGAGCUCUUGUGAUGAGGGGGGCGGGGACAGACCAUAUUUUAUGUAAACAUCCUCCUCCCCCGAAAAGAAAAACGCCCACAUGGGGGGACAUUGAGUACUACUGACGUGUCGAAUCCUCCUCCUGUCAUGCUCUUUUUGUUUUGUGUGUCUGUGUUUGUGUGCGUCUCUUUCUUUGCUCAUAAUGCCUUUUUGUGUCAUUCCACUAAGCCUUUGGCUACCUCCUCUUUUGUGUGUGUGGUUAUUUUUU